Sesamum indicum (sesame) is the source of this 3003-nucleotide messenger RNA. Its product is annotated as mechanosensitive ion channel protein 8. Gene Ontology annotation, biological process: monoatomic anion transport; transmembrane transport. NCBI's taxonomy places the organism in Eukaryota, Viridiplantae, Streptophyta, Magnoliopsida, Lamiales, Pedaliaceae. Gene Ontology annotation, cellular component: plasma membrane. Gene Ontology annotation, molecular function: mechanosensitive monoatomic ion channel activity. The record is from RefSeq and is a predicted model, not a curated record.
GCGGUCUGGAUUUCCAUCAUUUCAAAAACUCUUCUGCACCUCCACCUCUGGUUGUCUGUCAGUGGCAACAGCUCAUCGCCCUCUCGCCAUUAUUAUAUUUCCGCAAAGGAAUUAAUUAAAGAAAUCGUUUUGAAUAAUCGGGAGUCUUGAUAAUUACCAGCCCUUUUAAGAGUUGGAGUUGCUCACUACCUCACAUGGAAACUCUCCGUAAAUCUUUCAAAUCUUCACCACCUCAGAAAGAAGAGGAGCGACAGAUUCUCUUGACAGAAAAGCCACCGUCUUCUGCUGCUGCGACCAUGGCGUCGUCUUCCUCCGCCACCUCGUCGCCGUCGCCUGCUAAAGAGGGUGUCACCAGAAUCAACAGCCGGGAUUCACCAAAUAGGAAUGUUGCUGGUAGUAAUAGCAAUGACGGCGGGGCUAACAGAAUGUGGAGGGACUCGAGCUACGAUUUCUCUAACGACGCAGUAAUGAGAGCCGCCGCCAGCUCCAAGGACUUCGAUUUCGUCACGGAGUCUCCGAUGUCCCAUCAAUCUCCUUUGUCUAGAAUACCGGAGAGCCCGAAUACUUACAACUACGGGCAACUGACGCCGAGGGACGUCCGUGUUUCAUUUCACGAGAAUGUCGAGCCGGCUGCCAGCCGCCGGUCCGGUGAACCGGAGGAGGUGGUUGUUUGCAGCUCGAACAAUUCUUUCCGGAGGAAAUCUAGUUUGAUGAGAACGAAGACAAAGUCGAGGUUACUCGACCCUCCGGAGGAUAAUAUUCACAAAUCUCAGACUCAGAGAACGGUGAAAUCACAGGUUUUAGGAAAAGGGACGAGUGAAAUUGACGAGGAUGACCCUUUUCUCGAAGAGGAUUUGCCGGAGGAUUACAAGAGAAUGAAGUUUAGCUUUCUUUCAAUUCUACAGUUGCUGAGCUUAAUUUUAAUUGUUGCGGCUUUAAUUUGUAGUUUAACUAUUGAUUUCUUAAAAAAGAGAACUGUGUUUCAGUUGGAGCUCUGGAAAUGGGAACUGAUGGUUUUGGUUUUGAUUUCUGGAAGAUUGGUUUCUGGAUGGGGGGUUAGGAUUGUGGUUUUCUUUAUUGAGAGGAAUUUUCUUCUGAGGAAACGGGUUUUGUACUUCGUGUACGGGCUGAGGAACGCCGUUCAGAAUUGCGUCUGGUUGGCGCUGGUUUUGAUUGCUUGGCAGUGCAUUUUUGACAAGAAGGUCGAAAGGGUGACGAAAGGGAAGAUUUUGCCGUAUGUGACUAAGAUUUGGGUGUGCCUCUUGGUGGGAACGUUGAUUUGGCUAUUGAAAACUUUGCUUGUUAAGGUCCUGGCGUCGUCGUUCCAUGUGAGUACAUUUUUCGAUCGGAUUCAGGAGUCUUUGUUCAAUCAGUAUGUAAUUGAGACCCUUUCGGGGCCACCGUUGGUUGAGAUUCAGCGGGAGCAGGAGGAGGAGGAGCGGGUGAUGGUUGAGGUUGAGAAGCUUCAGAAGGCCGGGGUGACUAUUCCGGCUGAUCUGAAGGCCAAUAUGUUUCCAAAGAGUGGAAGAGUUAUUGCUACUCCGAGGAAGAGUACGGUGUCAACGGGUGCUAAAAGUCCCAUGUUCUCUAAAGUGAUGUCUAAGAAGGACGAGCAGAAUGGUAUUACUAUUGAUCAUCUGCAUAGGCUGAAUCAGAAGAAUAUAUCAGCUUGGAAUAUGAAGAGGUUGAUGAAUAUUGUUAGGAAAGGGGUACUCUCAACUCUAGACGAGAAGAUACAGGGCUCGGCUGGUGAAGAUGAGGCGAUGGUGCAGAUUACAAGUGAAAACCAGGCUAAAGCUGCUGCCAAGAAGAUAUUCAAUAAUGUGGCCAAGCCAGGAUCUAAAUAUAUUUACCAAGAGGAUUUAAUGCGUUUUAUGCGCGAGGAUGAGGUUUUAAAGACCAUGCGUCUCUUUGAAGAUGGAAGCGAGCAAAAAGGAAUCAGCAAGCGAGCUCUUAAAAAUUGGGUGGUCAAUGCAUUUAGAGAACGGAGAGCGCUUGCUUUGUCUUUAAACGACACAAAAACUGCCGUUAACAAAUUACACCAAAUGCUGAAUGUAUUGGUGGGAGUUCUCAUUAUUGUCAUCUGGCUGCUUAUACUGAAAGUUGCAACUACACACUUCUUUAUUUUCUUAAGCUCCCAGCUUCUUUUAGUGGUCUUCAUGUUUGGAAACACAUGCAAGACAACAUUUGAGGCGAUCAUCUUUUUAUUUGUGAUGCACCCGUUUGAUGUGGGUGAUCGUGUUGAAGUUGAUGGAGUCCAAAUGGUGGUUGAAGAAAUGAAUAUACUGACAACAGUUUUUCUAAAGUUCGACAACCACAAAAUAUACUACCCAAACAGUGUCCUAUCUACAAAGCCGAUUCACAAUUAUUACCGUAGCCCAGAUAUGGGAGACGCAAUUGAUUUCUGUGUCCAUAUUUCAACUCCCGUCGAGAAAAUUGCUAUAAUGAAGGAGAGGAUUACAAAGUAUGUCGACAACCGGAGCGACCAUUGGUACCCAGCACCAGCAAUAGUCAUGAGAGACAUAGAGGACAUGAACAGGUUGAAGUUUUCAGUGUGGCUCUCGCAUAAGAUGAAUCAUCAAGACAUGGGUGAGAGAUGGGCGAGGAGAGCGCUUCUGGUUGAGGAGAUGAUUAAAAUUUUCCGGGAACUUGAUAUCGAAUAUCGUAUGCUGCCGCUUGACGUAAAUGUGCGCAACAUGCCGGCUAUUAGUUCAAGUAGACUGCCAUCUAACUGGACAGCUUCUGCUGCAUGAAUUGCUUGAACUACAUGGGGGAGAGGAGGUAUACUUGAAUAAAGCAUGUGAUAUAGAGAUGACAUGUUGGUUGUCUAUUUAGCCAAAUAGUUUGUAUUGUAUAGUUGUUUCUUCCAUGCAUGAAGAACUAUGUUUAUGUUUGCAUAUUUGUCUCAAGUUCAUUGCCUUUGUUAAUAAUCACUCAAGAAUUGUAAAAAUAGAUAACGUAAUGAUUGAUAUCAAGAAAUGGGAAAACGUUUACAAUUGAAAA